Molecule: messenger RNA, 609 nt
Organism: Clunio marinus
Lineage: Eukaryota; Metazoa; Arthropoda; Insecta; Diptera; Chironomidae
Source: the annotation of a GenBank genome assembly
AUGAACUCUUCNGCUGGUUAUUUUUUUCCGCUGGUUUUGAGCAACCCUAGUGAAAAACCAUUAUAUCACGCGUUAAAUCAACCGAAAAUCGUUGGGGUGGCGAAAAAAAUAAGCUACACCCCAACGCCAGCCUACAUGGUUUACUUGAAGAGAGUCGGAACAGUCAAAACGAGGAAAAUCUAUAAAGAAAUCGACGACGUCGUUUUGGAUUCCCUCAAACCAACCAGGAAUACCUUCCUACACGCCAGACCGUCACUCAAGCAAAAGUAUAUUGUCCUAGAUCUGCUGGAACGAUAUAAAAGUGACGGAGAAGCUUUCUACAACUUAAAAGUUCAACUAGAAUACUUAAACAACUUGCAGAAGGGAAUUUUCGAAUACAUAGAGGUGCCAAAGUACAAGGAGAUGGACAGAAAAAAAAUCUACAUUCUAAAAAAUGAAGACGAAAAUGUAUCAGAAGAUUUAGAAUGGGACGGAAAAGUGAACGCGCUACGAUACUACGAAGAACAUGAAGAAGAAGGAAGCAACAUUUUCAAAGAGUUGAUGCUACAGGAGGGAGACUAUCAACGGAUCAACAUUGCCGAUUUCAACCCUGUCAACUUGGAUUACUAA